Strongylus vulgaris is the source of this 255-nucleotide messenger RNA. Lineage: Eukaryota; Metazoa; Nematoda; Chromadorea; Rhabditida; Strongylidae. The record is from the annotation of a GenBank genome assembly.
AUGGAGAGAUCUACUCGGGCCGUUAUCCGAAACGCUUUAGCUGCUAAUGAGUGGGGAAAUGAGGAAAGAGAGGGCAAAAUGCCAUUCGAGAAAGGAGUCGGCUUUGAUUUGGCCAUCAAAAACGAAGCUUAUGCAUUCCAGAUCUUUGUUAAUGGAGAACGUUUCGCAUCGUUCGCUCAUCGUUGCGACCCCAACGACAUCAGCGGCCUGCAGAUUCAAGGCGAUAUUGAACUGACCGGCAUUCAGAUCCAGUAG